AUGUCACAAUCCCCUCCCCCCUGUUUUGCGAUGGAAACAGCAGGCAUGGCGGCUGAGCUGCUCUCACACCUCCCCUUGCCCGCCUCGCCGCUCUCCCUCGCCCUCACGGCCGUCGUGGCUCUGCUGCUGCUGCGCGUGCUGCUCGUGCUGCACGCCGUGGCGCGGCCGCACCGCAAGAGGCCUCCUGGCGACCACCUUUCCACGCUCAUCGUGCUGGGCUCAGGUGCUCAUCGUGCUGCGCUCAGGUGCUUAUCGUGCUGGGCUCAGGUGCUUAUCGUGCUGGGCUCAGGUGCUUAUCGUGCUGGGCUCAGGUGCUUAUCGUGCUUGGCUCAGGUUCUUAUCGUGCUGGGCUCAGGCAACCCCUUUUCGCACGCCAUACAAGUUUCACCCCCCCUGCUUCCCCCACACUCACUCAUGCUCGCCUUGCUGCUGCGCACCCCCUACCUCCUGCACCUUCCUCCCCCCUGCAUGCUUCCUCCGCCUGCGCCGCUACCCUCCACAUACGCCUCUCCCUUUCCCCGUCCUCCCAGGGGGCCACACGGCGGAGAUGCUGUGUGUGGUGGGCGCCCUGGACCACACACAUACGUGUUCACCCUCCCUGCUCCUUCCACAAUUACUCCCUUCCGCCCCGCGCCCCUGCCUUUCCUCCGCCCCCUCAGGCGGCCACACGGCGGAGAUGAUGUGUCUGGUGAGCGCCCUGGACAGUGGGCGCUACAGCCCGCGCUGCUACAUCUGCUCCCAUCAGCCUGCCAAUUCGCGCCUCUCUUCCCCCUCCCCUCCCCCCCCUCCCCCAGCGGCCCACACAGCGGAGAUGCUGUGUCUUGGGGCCACACGGCGGAGAUGCUGUGUCUGGUGGGUGCGCUGGACCACGGGCGCUACAGCCCGCGCUGCUACAUCGCUGCUGCCACCGACGCCAUCAGCCUGCCCAAGGCACGCCAGCUAGAGCAAGCCCUCGCACAGGAAGCGCCUGCUCCCGCCUUGCCUGUCCCGCCCCCCUCGUACCUAUCGGUGUAUCGGAGUCGAGAGGUGGGGCAGUCAUACCUCACCUCAGUGCUCACCACCAUCGCCGCCACGCUGCACGCCAUGCUGCUUGUGGCGCGUGUCAGACCCCAACUGCUGCUCUGCAACGGGCCGGGCACCUGCCUGCCAAUCUGCAUCGCCGUUUUCACACUGCAUGUGCUGGGAGUGCAGAGCAGCAGCAUCGUGUUUGUGGAGAGUGUAGCACGAGUGGACCACCUGUCGCUCACAGGCCGCCUGCUGCACCGCCUGGGCAUCGUGGACCGGUUCUUCGUGCAGUGGCCGCACCUCACCACCUCAUGCAAGGGCACCCACUAUGUGGGCCGCCUCAUGUGA
This is a messenger RNA of Closterium sp. NIES-65, 1353 nucleotides long. Lineage: Eukaryota; Viridiplantae; Streptophyta; Zygnematophyceae; Desmidiales; Closteriaceae. The record is from the annotation of a GenBank genome assembly.